Messenger RNA from Aspergillus luchuensis, 1716 nucleotides. Its product is annotated as MFS transporter. The coding region runs from base 1 to 1716 and encodes 571 amino acids. Gene Ontology annotation, biological process: transmembrane transport. Lineage: Eukaryota; Fungi; Ascomycota; Eurotiomycetes; Eurotiales; Aspergillaceae. The transcript has 2 exons. The record is from RefSeq and is a predicted model, not a curated record. Gene Ontology annotation, molecular function: transmembrane transporter activity.
AUGAGGACAGAAGAGCACAACCCGCUGAAUCGGCGACAUUCCUCUACGCUGCACUAUCAGACCUUCGACACCCCGCCGCCGAAAUCUCGCGGAAGACCGAACUCCGGCCAAUCUGGAUCAUCAGGCGACGACUCGCAUCACCAACCAAGCGAUUCUCAAAAUGGAUCGGGACACGGAUCUCCCCUGCCCAAGAAACAAAUGGCGGUUUUGGCGAUGAUAUCCCUCUGCGAACAGACUGCCUUCAACUCCGUCAGUCCUUAUCUGCCCGAUAUGGCGUCCUCCUUCCCCGAAGUCGAACCGGAUAUGGUCGGUGUAUACGUCGGAGCGAUUGCUACUGCGUUCGCAGUAGCACAGCUGAUCACAAAUUACUUCUGGGGCUGGCUAUCUGAUCGGAUAGGAAGGAAACCGGUUAUCCUGCUGGGCACAAUCCUCACGGCGGCUUGCUUUUGCGCUUUUGGAUUUUGCAGGACGCUUUACCAGGCAAUCGUUGUUCAGGCGAUGAUGGGCGCCGUCAAUGGCAACCAAGGUCUGGUGUCCACUUGCCUGGGUGAGAUCACUGAUCGGAGCAAUCAGUCGAAGGCCUUCACCUAUCUGCCUGUUCUUUAUGGUAUCGGUGGCAUAACUGGACCUCUGUUAGGAGGCCUAUUGGUCUUCGAGCGGAAUCCCUUUGACAAAAGCCAACCCAACCCCUUCCCGUACCUCAUGCCGAAUUUGCUCGCCGGUGGAGUCUUAGUUGUGGACUUCGUCCUGUCGAUAUUCUUCCUCGAAGAGAGCUUGGAGGACGCAGAGACCUUACCCGAUUUCAAGCAGAGAGUCCGUGCUCUAUUCGCGUGGUUGUGGGAGUGGACUAGCUCUGCAAAGAGCGCGAGUCGGGUAAAACCACCACAUGCUGGCAAUUAUCGCCACCUUCGUACGAGCUCGUACGAAAGUCAGGAUCAUGAUAGCGAGCUAGACUCGGCGUCUGAGGUAUCGGAAACUCACCAGACCCACCAUGAGUCGUUGACACGAAGUGAGAUUUUCAACCGGGAUACUGUGCUGCUCCUUUUGACCUAUCUCAUUUUCGCUCUCUGCAACGUUGCUUUCAACUCGUUGUUUCCUAUCUUCUCGCAAGCCCGUCCCCCACUUGGGCGUGGCUUGACCCCUUCGGAGAUCGGUCUUGCUCAAGGGUUCUCUGGCUUUGUUACGAUCAUUUUUCAAAUUUGCAUUUUCGGCAAAUUGAGAGAUAAGAUGGGAAAUCGCUGGUCUUACCGAGCGGGCUUGUUUGGCUUCGUCAUUUCGUUCCUGCUCAUGCCUUUCGUCGGAUACAAGAGCAAUGGGGGUAAUGGAAUAAGCGGGAAGACCGCGCUUUUGGCAAUCGAGUUGUGCUUUGCGUUGCUCGUCAAAACAGUGGCCUCAGUUGGCGGACUGACAAGUGCACUUCUACUGAUUACCAACUCCGCCCCGGAUCAUGCCGUCUUAGGAUCCCUCAACGGACUUGCUCAAACCCUUUCCGCCGCAGGCCGUGCGGUCGGCCCAUUCCUAUCCGGCAGCCUAUUCUCUCUUGCAUCCAGACUCAAGCACAAAGGAGAAGCCAUGCCAUUCGGCGUUUUCGCCGCCGUCUCCUUUGUCGGGUUUAUCCUGAGUUUCGGCAUCCGAGGCCGUUCCCUCGAAGCCGAGGACUGGGAAAGCGACAGCGACGACACGUACAAGUCAGACGAUGACGAAGCCGAUGCGUGA